Messenger RNA from Juglans microcarpa x Juglans regia, 686 nucleotides. RefSeq names its product photosystem II reaction center W protein, chloroplastic-like. Gene Ontology annotation, cellular component: chloroplast; photosystem II. Gene Ontology annotation, biological process: photosynthesis. NCBI's taxonomy places the organism in Eukaryota, Viridiplantae, Streptophyta, Magnoliopsida, Fagales, Juglandaceae. The coding region runs from base 148 to 543 and encodes 131 amino acids. The record is from RefSeq and is a predicted model, not a curated record. The transcript has 2 exons.
GUGCAUUUCACAGAUUUUGGACCAAUAAUAAAACUUGUAGAUUCUUACUAACAAUGAAAUAAACUCUUUCCCCACAAGAAGCACUUGUUCUUCUGCACAUAAUUUAUUUCAAGUCCCACUCAAUUUUCUACCAAAUUUUGAAGAGAAAUGGCAACCAUCACCACCUCAGUCUCGAUCACGGGUCUCGUACACAAGCCUUUGGUUGGGGUCUUGUCCUCACCAGUUCUUGCCUUGCCAGCAAUGGCGAAGAUGGGGAAAGUGAGAUGUUCAAUGGAGAAGAAGCCUUGUGCGCAGGAGAGUACUGUCUCAAAGAUGGGCAUGGGUGCAUCACUGAUUGCAGCGGCCUGCGCAGCGACCGUGUCGAGCCCGGCCAUGGCUCUGGUGGACGAGAGAAUGAGCACAGAGGGGACAGGUCUUCCCUUUGGUUUGAGCAACAAUCUUCUUGGUUGGAUCCUGUUUGGUGUGUUCGGUUUCAUAUGGGCAUUCUAUACUGUUUACACGUCUUCUCUUGACGAGGAUGAGGAGUCAGGUCUGUCCCUUUAGGACAGGUUUCUAGUUGAAGGGGAAUGUAGAAAAGGCCUAAAGAGUUUGGCCAUUGAUCCCUAUCCAUCUGUUGUAGCAAAACUACCAGCUUCUGUGUUUCCAGUUGUGUGUACGUACUUUGUUUCUUAAUUAUUCAUUUCCUC